AUGGUGGUCCUGAUCAUCCUUUGGAGGGUCCUGAGAUUCCCAAACCUUCUUCUUCCUCAGGAUAUAGAAGAAUACAUGAGGCCUGAGAACCAGAGCAGUGUGUCUGAGUUCCUCCUCCUGGGGCUCCUCUUCCCACCGGAGCAGCAGAGCUUGUUCUUUGCCCUGUUCCUGGGCAUGUACCUGACCACAGUGCUGGGAAACCUGCUCAUCAUCCUCCUCAUCAGGCUGGACUCUCACCUCCACACUCCCAUGUACUUCUUCCUCAGCCACUUGGCCUUCUCUGACAUUUCCCUUUCAUCUGUCACAGUUCCAAAGAUACUCAUGAACAUGCAGACUCAGCGACAAUCCAUCUCCUAUGUAGGGUGCAUUUCUCAGUUGUAUUUUUUCAUAGUUUUUGGUUGUCUUGACAAUUUCCUUCUUGCAGUGAUGGCAUAUGACAGGUAUGUGGCCAUCUGUCACCCACUCCACUACACCACCAUGAUGAGGCAAGAGCUGUGUAUAUCCUUAGUAGCUGGGUCCUGGUUCUUCAGUUGUGCACAUGCCCUGUUGAACACCCUCCUCUUGGUCCAGUUGUCCUUCUGUGCUGACAAUACCAUCCCCCACUUCUUCUGUGAUCUCACCGUACUCCUGAAGUUGAGCUGUUCAGACAUCUCCCUCAAUGAGCUGGUCAUCUUCACUGAGGCAGCAAUGGUUGUCAUCUUGCCUUUGAUUAGUAUCUUGGGUUCAUAUAUUUGUAUAGGGACCACUGUCCUGAGUGUCCCCUCCAACAAGAGACUCUUUAAAGCCUUUUCUACCUGUGGCUCCCAUCUCUUCGUGGUAUCUUUAUACUAUGGGACCAUUUCAGGUGUUUAUUUUUUCUCUUCAUCAUGGGGCUCCAAUGACGAAGACAUAAUUGCUUCGGUCAUGUACACAGUAGUUACUCCCAUGCUGAACCCCUUUAUCUACAGCCUGAGGAACAGAGAUAUAAAAGAGGCUCUGGAAAUGUUUGUCAAUAGGGCUAAUUUCUUUAAGUGA
Messenger RNA from Equus quagga, 1014 nucleotides. Its product is annotated as olfactory receptor 1J4-like. The transcript has a single exon. The coding region runs from base 1 to 1014 and encodes 337 amino acids. Gene Ontology annotation, biological process: G protein-coupled receptor signaling pathway. Lineage: Eukaryota; Metazoa; Chordata; Mammalia; Perissodactyla; Equidae. Gene Ontology annotation, molecular function: olfactory receptor activity; G protein-coupled receptor activity. The record is from RefSeq and is a predicted model, not a curated record. Gene Ontology annotation, cellular component: membrane.